AUGUCUAUUGCAGGAUCGCAAGCUACCAGAGCCCAACCAAACAACCCAAUUGUCGGCCCAUCCAGUACUUCUGCUCCUGCUCCUGCUCCUGCUCCUGUCCCACCUGUGACGAGACAGCCACCUGCACCGGCACCUACGUUACCUCGUCCUGUACUCCCUACGCCUACACUUGCACUCGCAGAUAACACACCAAAGAUGGCUGCCGUCACUGCUCUCAUCAAUCCCUUGACCGCCUGCAAAGGCGGGAAGACCAAGGUCUCGAUUUACUCCCUGCUAAGCACAGGAAAGCUUGCUUUCGAGCAAAGGCUUCUCGGGGACGCCACCAGCAAACUCAGAGGUGCUGGAGGUGCUGCUCAGUUGCAAAACAUGUCUUAUCUUUCAUCGAUGGUUAUCGACGAUGAUGUUCAUGUCUUCGGCGUCAAUACCGAUAAAAAGCUCGCUUUAGUCAGUCCAGCAUACCAAGCUACUGAUUUGGUGAUCGAAAGUGGAUAUUUCGCUGGAUGCAGCGAUGGAGAGUCUGAUGGGUGGUUUUUCUUCCAAUCUGAAGACGUGGCAACAAGUACAUAUCCACUUUACGAAAUGCCUGUCUGGGGCACCAAACUCGAGAAUGCCAAAAAAUUAGAAGGGCUCAUCGCACCUUGCAAAAAGACAUCGAUUGCUGCUUGCUAUGAUGGCGAGCACCGAUGGAUCGCAUAUCAGAGUUCCGAAAAUGCCAUUGUUCUCAGAAACAUCGACACUGAUAAACAUGCCAUUGUUGAAGACUCAAGAUGGACGACGAAACUCGCCUCACCAAUCGGCGUCGUUUAUGUCCCCGGCCACAGCACUCGUGGACACAUUUUCAUCUACUAUCUUCAUCAGGAUUUGUCUUUGAGAAGAGCUUUCGUUGAAAUCGAUGAAACCUUCGACUUCAGAGGCUACGGAGAACAGGUUGUUGUUGAUAAGGCAGUCAACAUCGCCAGUUUCACUCAAUUGACUAUCGUUGCUGAUCCAACGUGCAAGUCAAAUUAUAUCUAUGCAGCCAGAAACCCCACCACUACUCAGGUCGCCACGAUUCCUGACAACUGGGGUGCAUCCAUCACCAGGCUGCAAGAAUACUACUACAGCCAGAUCAAGCAUAACCACCUGAUCGGAAACGAGAAGGAGGGGCAUCAUCACGGCCCAGGACACGUCCACCAUGAAAAUAACGGUGGUGAUGGCUUUCCUUACUUCCCAGGUCGCCCUGGAUCUGAGCACGGCGGUCAUAACGGCGGUAUUCACUUUGGGGGCCAUGAACACCCCCAUGGAUGGAGAAGCCCACCUCCUUCAUACGGCGGGCAUAGCUAUAACGGAGGGCUCUAUUCCCAUGGCCGCCACGCACGCGGCCUUCCUUUUGGCGAUAUGAACGAUCUAGAGGUCGAGCUUGGCAAAGUCAAGAUGAACGCAUUGCUGAAGAUGCACCUCGGUGAGCCACGCGUUGAAUAUUACAACAAGCCGGUGCACUAUGGUGGGCAUCAGUAG
This is a messenger RNA of Orbilia oligospora ATCC 24927, 1497 nucleotides long. RefSeq lists its product as uncharacterized. NCBI's taxonomy places the organism in Eukaryota, Fungi, Ascomycota, Orbiliomycetes, Orbiliales, Orbiliaceae. The coding region runs from base 1 to 1497 and encodes 498 amino acids. The transcript has 4 exons. The record is from RefSeq and is a predicted model, not a curated record.